UUCCUACUCAUUACUCAUUACAGCCUUAUCUCCAAAAGUCAGCGACCUCUUUUGUCUGCUUUCUUUUUCUCUCUCAACAAAACUGAACAAGAAGCUGAGAGAAACGUACAGAUUUUUUCAGAGCUCAGUUUUUGUCUAUGGAAAUGGAAGUUGAUUGGGAUCUUCACGCCGUCGUUAGAGGCUACUCCGCCAUGACCUCCGCCGCUGUUCCUUCUUCCGACUCUUACUCUGUUCCUUCCAAUUCCAAUAACUCUGUUCCUAUGGCGUUUGGCAGAGACCAAACGAACCGUAUGUUGUCGCUUCAAGAUCCGUUUGAUGGGUCCAAUUGUAAUUCUACUGAGGAAUUGCAGGAGUUUUUCAACCCCUUUUUACCUAAAUCUCAACGCUCACCACCACUGCCGCCGCCUGCUCCGCCGCUUCUUUCUUCUCCGGCGGUCAAAAUUCUGACCCAUCAGAAGCAACUACAGAACACCCAUCUCCCUAAACAGCUCCAUUCAACCUCCGUUUCUGCUCCGAGAUCCAAACGCCGGAAGAACCAGUUGAAGAAAGUCUGUCAAGUUCCGGCGGAGGCUCUGUCCUCGGACAUUUGGGCUUGGAGAAAAUAUGGACAAAAACCCAUCAAGGGAUCUCCAUAUCCAAGGGGAUAUUACAGAUGUAGCAGUUCAAAGGGUUGCAUGGCCCGGAAACAAGUGGAGAGGAACAGAUCCGAUCCGGGAAUGUUCAUAGUUACUUACACGGCGGAGCACAACCACCCGGCGCCAACUCAUCGGAAUUCCCUCGCCGGCUCCACCCGUCAGAAGCCCAACACGCCGACACCCACCGACGCCGGAUCGGAAAAACCCGACGCGAAACAGCUCGUUUGCUCGUCCGAAGAUCUGAGUACGAUCAUGGAGAGCAAAGAAGAAGAGAAAGAGGAAUCAUUGGCGGAAGACGAAGAAGACAACGAUCUGGGGGACUCUGAUUUAAUCGUCAACGACGAUUUCUACGUGGGGUUUGAAGAACUCGACAGUCCUAACGCCGACGACUGCUUUUCCGAUGAU
Molecule: messenger RNA, 1040 nt
Organism: Cucurbita maxima (winter squash)
Lineage: Eukaryota; Viridiplantae; Streptophyta; Magnoliopsida; Cucurbitales; Cucurbitaceae
Product: WRKY transcription factor 22-like
Exons: 3
Biological process (GO): regulation of DNA-templated transcription
Cellular component (GO): nucleus
Molecular function (GO): DNA-binding transcription factor activity; transcription cis-regulatory region binding
Source: RefSeq, a predicted model, not a curated record